CUUGCCGAUGCGCCGGUGGCAGCGAGUCGGCGACGACGACGACGGAACCGACGAUGUGGUUCAUGUACGCGCUGAGCUGGCUGGCGCUGCUCAUCCAGGCCGCCUUCGUCACCCUCGGCAUCGCGGCUGGAUUGUACUACUUGGCCGAGUUGAUCGAAGAGUUCACGGUAGCUACGAGCAGGAUCAUUAAAUACAUGAUAUGGUUCUCCACGGCGGUGCUGGUCGGGCUGUACCUCUUUGAGAACUUCCCAGGCCUGACGAUCGGCGUGGGCCUCUUCACCAACCUGGUCUAUUUCGGAUUGCUCCAGACCUUCCCUUUCAUCAUGCUCACCUCCCCAAACUUCAUCCUGUCCUGCGUCCUGGUCGUGUUGAAUCACUACUUGGCGUUCCAGUAUUUUGCAGAAGAGUAUUACCCGUUCUCAGAGGUCCUCGCCUACUUCACCUUCUGCCUGUGGCUCAUUCCCUUCGCCUUUUUCGUCUCCUUAUCUGCCGGGGAGAACGUGCUGCCGUCCACUGUGCAGACGGGAGAUGACGUGGUGUCCAACUACUUCACAAAAGGCAAGAGGGGAAAACGCUCGGGCAUCCUCGUCAUCUUUUCGUUCAUCAAGGAAGCCAUCCUGCCGAGCCGCCAGAAGAUCUAUUGAUGCCGCCGCUUCCCCUGAACACCUCCUGCUCGUACCUGGAUACGUUUAUCCAGAUGGAACUUGGGGUCCUCGCGUGCCACGGCCGCCGCCUCACUUUGCCAUAUUUGGAAUGAACCUAUCAUGACACGUGGGACAGGCACCUGUCGAUAUCAGCAGCCCGAAACUCGGGGAGGGUUGUUGCUGGGAACGCCCGGUUUUGCACAGUCGGCUUAGGGAGGUGGCCGUGGUCACGGCACGGGAGAGCCCUAGGAGACUUUGGAUCUUGCCUCUGCAGUCUGGAUGGGGCCCUUUGAGCUGUCGUUUUUUGUAUCGAAAGCCAAAAUGCUUCCUGAGCAAGGUGCACCAGCCAGGGACAGACCUUUCCCCCUUUUUAUGAAGUCGUUCUAAGGUUUUACCGGUGGGUUUCUCCAGGCUUCGGAUCAGUGCACAGAAAACGUUCCCAAGCGCUGCUCUGUAAGCCAUUGCCCACCGACUUCCAAACCACAAUUCUUCUUAUAAAUACAUCUCUGAAGUCGUGACGGAGAGAUGGGCAGGGAUCAUGGCUCCUGUGUUUCUUUUACGUGACAUUUUUGGAGACAGACCUGUGAUCAGCGUUUGCAUAAAGGAAUCCUGGCCCUUUGGACAAGGAACUGUGAAUCUCCUCUUCGCCGUAGUUGCAGAGAGUCUGCAGGGCCCUUUGGAGUGACUUUUGGGCGCGGCCCAAAGGUCAUUUGCACGGGGACUUCUUUGAUUUCCACUGUCCGGCAUUUGAGUUAAAUAAAAGUUUUUGAAAAUACCUGUUCAAAGAUGAGGGCAGUUGGGAUAUCCCACACCUGGCAAGUUCUCGCUCCCUUGGAAGCCGCAUCACGGAGUGGAAAAUAAGCAGCCCGCGUGCCUGAAGAGGUUGGGGCGGGGGUGGGAGGUGAAAUGGCUCUUUGUCAAGAUGUGGAGAUUGCUGCCUUUUUGGUUCCAGUGUCAAAUCCGCCUUCUCUGGCAUCGCCUUGUCUGCCUGGGUUCCAGUGUCGAUUCUACUCUCUGGGGCGUCAGUUCCCCCAGCCCAC
This is a messenger RNA of Gekko japonicus, 1684 nucleotides long. It is a transcript of the gene TEX261, whose product is annotated as testis expressed 261. NCBI's taxonomy places the organism in Eukaryota, Metazoa, Chordata, Lepidosauria, Squamata, Gekkonidae. Gene Ontology annotation, cellular component: COPII-coated ER to Golgi transport vesicle; endoplasmic reticulum membrane; Golgi membrane. Gene Ontology annotation, molecular function: COPII receptor activity. The record is from RefSeq and is a predicted model, not a curated record. Bases 54 to 644 code for a protein of 196 amino acids. Gene Ontology annotation, biological process: endoplasmic reticulum to Golgi vesicle-mediated transport. The transcript has 6 exons.